Messenger RNA from Gadus macrocephalus (Pacific cod), 6813 nucleotides. RefSeq names its product bromo adjacent homology domain containing 1 (gene bahd1). The transcript has 8 exons. The coding region runs from base 849 to 3461 and encodes 870 amino acids. NCBI's taxonomy places the organism in Eukaryota, Metazoa, Chordata, Actinopteri, Gadiformes, Gadidae. Gene Ontology annotation, molecular function: chromatin binding. The record is from RefSeq and is a predicted model, not a curated record.
GAAACUCCAUGUUUUCUCAACAUGAUGCGUCAACAUGAAAAGCGGAUGAUGAUGUUAUGUAAAAAAUGCUAAAGUAGUCGCAGUUUGUUAAAUGCGAGUAAAAUAUUUAUCCCGCGGCGAAUUCCAACUGCUAUUCCAGUUUCCGCAGCGGCACCGACGGACUGUUCCCCGCUCGGCCGCGGACAGAUCCGCGCCGUUCGGAGAGGAGCUCCAGUGGAGCGGAGGAAGAUGAUCGCAACUCGACUGAGUCGUCCGCUGGUCGCUCUCCCUCCCGGGGUCCAAACACCUGACCACCACCCCUCCUGGAGGAGUAGCAGCCGGAGGGGCUUCUUUAGUGGACGUUUUACUCGGAACAUAACUAUCUAGCGUUUCUUCAGGAAAGAGAAAAACACUGAAAGUGGCUGGAGACUUAAUUCAAGCGACCGAGGACACCGUGAGAACCGAGGUAAAGCGGGGUCAGAGCCCGGCGUGCUGGGGGUGUUGGCACGCUGAAGGAUCAACUUGCUUCUACUGGUAAAGCGCCUGGUCCUCAUGCGCAGCGGCAGCAGCCUCGCAUGAUAUUAUCUCCAGCAUGCCACUUCGGAAGUAGGUCACCGUUUACCGUGUUGCCGUGACUCUGGCUGCUGGAGGAUAUUCGCUCCCACGGAUCGUCUCGCAGAUCGGCUAUAGAAACAUUUUCAAGCAGGGAAAAAACCUUCGGAUCUUUUCCUGGUCCGUAGACCCAUCGCGAUCGGGACUCGAGGGGUGUUGUGGGCCCAGGUGAUGAUCCAUGAACAUGCCCAUGGAGGGGCUUCUGUGAGCUGAUCCACCACAGCAGGCCUCGGGGACAAGGCAGCCUCGCUCGGACCAUGGUCAGAGCUCAGCCCAAGCGGCCUCUGCAGCGAGGAAAGGCUACAAAGGAACCCAAGGGCAGCAUACGAGGAAGGAAACAGAAAGAGAGGAACAAGCACAGGGCGAGGAAGAGGAAGGAGACCAAGGGGAGCCGGAGCGGGAGACGGAAGACGCCGGCGUCGGGCGAUGGCGACGCGCUGGACUGCCACGUCGUGCUCUCGCGUCUGGAGGAGAGGAGGCUCCUGGGUAAGGUGAAACCCGCCUCGAAGGGAGCCAAGCUGAAGGCUGCGAAGGAUAAACGGAAGGAGCCACCCGGCCCGGCUCCGAGGAGGACCAAGUCCCACCGGCCGCUGAAGAGGACCUCCUCUGUCGCCGAUCAACGAGCAGCAGAACCAGAACCCGGUCCGUCGGAAGUUCCGCCCCCGCCGAGCCCGGCCGCGUGGGAGCCCCGGCGGAGGAGGAUGGCCUCCCUCAACGCCGAGGCCGUCAACAGCCUGCUGCUCCACCGAGCCGCCGGGCAGCCCAAGAGGGCGCAGCAUGCCAGCCGACGCCUCGCCGCCGACGCCUGCCCCGCCGAGGCCCCGGCGCCAGAGGAACCUAAAGGAGAGGCGGUCGAGGAGCCCAGCCUGGUCCCUGAGGCCAACGCCGGCGGGAGGCCGCGGAAGAAGAAGGCCAGGAAGGAGCCGGAGAACAUCGACUGGUCGGCCGUGUUCACCCCGGCUCCCCGCCGCCAGGCCGGGCUCACCGCCGCCACGCUGCUCAAGCUCACCAGCGCUCCGUACGGAAACCGGCGGCAGAAGAAGACGACGACGACGACGACGACGACGACGACGACGACGGCGGAGGCGGCGGCGGGGGCCAGGGACACCAAGACGUCGGCGUCCCCACAGAAGGAGAAGGUCGGGGAGCCCCAGGGGGGAGAACCAGCGCAGACCCAAAGAUCACCACAUCCAAAACGCACCGAGCUCCAACUCAAACCCGGACCACAGGAGGCCAGGGAUCAGGCCGGCCCCCGGCAGGACUCCCCCGUCCCGACCUGCGGGGGCGUCUGCAAGAGCGAGACGCCGGACCACGAGGGCCAGUGGCGGGGGUCUCCGGGCGGGCAGGGCUGCUACAAAUGCGGGUCGCGGUGCGGCCCGGUGGUGGGGUUCUCCCUGAAGUCCAUCAAGGAGGAGCAGGUGGAGAGCGGCCUGGCCCCCUGCUACUGCUGCUCCCAGGAGAUGUGCAUGGAGUACUGCCACAGGCUCGCCCUGUUCCUCAAGGACAAGAGCUUCAAGGAGUCCGAGGAGGGCUCGCUGUCCAAGGUGUUCCACCACCACCACCACCACCACCACCACCACCACCACCACCACCUGCAGGCGCCCCACUCCCUCGCCCACCCGGCCGCCAUGUCCGACGCCCGCUUCCCCCACGAGUACACCUGCUGCCCCGGGUACUACGUCCACUUCAGCCACUCGGACGGCCCGCCCUCGCCCGUCGCCCCCGUCUCGCUGUGCCCCAGGGGGGGCAAGCGACCCAAGCUGAUGCCUGCCGCCGACCCGCCGGGCCCGGGGAUCUCCCGCCCGCUGUACUGCUGCACCUCGGUGGGGGCCUGCUACGGAGAGGCCUGCAGGGUCAGCGGCUACUCAGCCUACCCCCCCGGCGCGGGACGGACGGGCUGCUCGCUCUGCACCAACGACCAGCGCACCAAGUGUAACCAUGGCGUCAAGACCGAGAGCUUCUCCCAGGCCGUCGGGGACCAUCGCAGCCCCUCCUCCGUGCCCGUCGCCCCCAGCCCGCGGACCCUCACCGGCUGCCCCGUUCCCACCGCGCCUCCGGCCGGCCAAUCGGUGCCCCGCGUUCAGACCCCGCUCUCGGACCCCCGGGGGUCGCGGCCGCCGUCGCGGGCGGUCCAGGAGAGUCCUCGGAGCGCCGAGGGCCCCAGCGGCCCCCGGCCCGGGGCCCGCGCCGCCGCCGUGCCCGCGCUCGGCGGCGACAAGAAACACAAGAAGCCGGGCGCGCCCGCCGGCAGGGAGGACGACAAGAAGGGCAAGAGCAGCCGCCGGAGAGCCACCAACGGCUGGCUGCCCCUCGGCCUGUCCUACCAGAAGGAGGUCUUCACCGUGGAGGAGGAGGCCCCGGUGCUGAGGACCUGUUUCGAGGGGGUCCACCGGGACGGGGAGGUGAUCCGGGUCAGGGACACGGUGCUCCUGAGGUCCGGACCCAGGAAGAAGACUCUGCCUUUUGUGGCCAAGAUCUCCGCCCUCUGGCAGGACCCUGAGUCAGGAGAGAUGAUGAUGAGUUUGUUUUGGUACUACCGGCCGGAACACACACAAGGAGGCCACAACCCCAGCGUGCAUUGUGAGAACGAGAUCUUUGCCUCGCGCCACCAGGACGUGAACAGCGUGGCCUGCAUCGAAGACCGAUGCUACGUCCUCACACUGGCCCAGUACUGCCGAUUUUGUGCCUUGGUGAAGUGCCGUAAAGAGGGUCUCCGCACCAACGCCGCCUCCCUGGUGGUCCCGCCCACCUUCGCCCACGCCAUGCCAGCCCACCGCUGUGUGCCCGACGACGUAGACGCGGACCUGGUGUUCGUCUGUCGACACGUCUACGACUUCCGCUACGGACGCCUCCUCAAAAACCUGCAGUAGCAAUCCUCGUCCCGACAUGUUCAGUCCCUGGUUCUUUCCUCUCUUCCAGUCCCCACCUCCCUACUCUAUCACCGGCAUGAGAGACGGGAAAGCGCCCACCCCUGAGUCUCCAAUCUCACACUGACACUUCAGAGAUCAUUUAUCGUAGUAGGGAGUGUCCUAUGUCUAAAAGAACAAAAUAAGUAACAUGAAGAACAUUUGAGGGGAAUCUACGAACGGACAUGGCAUUUCGAGAACUACAAUGUGAAUACUUGGUGUAAUUGCUUCUUGGCACUGUAGUAAAGUGUGUGUGAGAGGACUGUACUGUUCUCUGCUGCUGUGAAGGAGAAACGCUGCAGCAGCUGUCAGGAUGAAAUGUGAGCCCUGAUAGAGCAGCGGUAUAGUGCUGAAAGAUGAAACAGGUAAAACUCCUCUCCGUCAGCAAUACCAGCUCCGAAGGUCUCAAUGAAGCACAUUAACUAAUGCAACGUGAGCUCAGGCCCACCGCUGGGCUCUUGAGUAAAACGAUUAGCAGCCCGCGAGGAAAAAGACGAGAGUCUUCUCAGAUGUAGACACGAAAGUCUUAAUCUCAUUUGAUUUGGAUUGCACUGCAGGCGUGGCCCGGCUGACGGCUCUGAGAAGGGGGGUGUCCCGGGACCUCUCGCCUCUUAUUGCUAGAAAGAACCGGACUUGUCUCCAGGAAAAGAUGUGAUGCGUCCUUCACUUCCGGUCGGUGUUGGGAAACACGCCGUAAAGGCAGCGGACCGACCAUCGAGCCUGCGCUCUACUGCUGGAGUCAAGAUGAAUCCAGUUUAAUCUGUUUGGUUCAGCCAGUGUAAUCAUGGGGCCAAAGAGCCAUCCUACUUCAAGGAAUUCCUGUAUGGGAGGUUUUUCGUUGUGAUGCUAAUGCUAAAGUCUAUUUUCUGGUUGUUUAGUUUUUGCCUUCCCCCUAGCGGGCUGUAGAGGGGCGGAUCUGAUCCUAGUUUGGACCUGGAUCUGAUUCUGGAUCUGAUUCUGGAUCUGAUCCUGGAUCUGAUCCUGGAUCAUCAUUGAAUGGUGUUUGCGUUUCUAUAUCUGGGCAGAUGGAUCAGUCACAUGUUUAGUUGUUGCUUCCUGACUGAGACGAGGUGUACUUGACGUAGAUCUGAUGUGAUGACUCAUUCCUGUGUUUUCCAAAAAGAUAUGUAUUUAUUUCUUUAUUGAGAAGUUAUAAUUUAUUUUUUAAAAAAGGUCCAUUUAAAAAUGAUAUAUUGGAGAGCGGUAAAAAGGAAGACUUCAUUCCUGGUUUUGAGAAGGUGUUUCCCCUUUCCAGCUGAUCUGGCUUUAUAUGAUCUUCACAGUUAGGUGUCAGCUUCUUGCCAGAGACUUUACACUUUUAAACAGGGUCUUAUCAAACACGGCCUUUCCAUUUAACCCCUAACACUUCUUCAUGACAACAACGUGUGUCAAAAUGAUGAGAACUUAAAGACGUUUCUUCUUUGUUUACCUGACAUGCUCCUUUCAUUUAUGUUCUGCAUUUCGUGUGCUUCCUUGACCCUUAAGUAGACACUGAGGUUGUGUCCCUUACCCCUUAAAGUACUAUACAUGCUUGAGUUUGCUCCCCUGGUAGAAACAUGUACGCUGUUAGCCUUUACCCUCGCUUGUGCUGCCUUACUAAACAUUCCUGAGCUAGAGUUUAGCAAUGUGUUGAUCAUCCUACCUGUGCUAAAGCUUAGCAUCGUUCACCCAGUGUUCCCCAGCGGUCGCCCGGACUCCGGCGGGAAAAAACGCAGGUCUCCCCUGAGCCCAAACGCAGGUCUACCCUGAGCCCAAACGCAGGUCUCCCCUGAGCCCCAACGCAGGUCUACCCUGAGCCCAAACGCAGGUCUACCCUGAGCCCAAACGCAGGUCUACCCUGAGCCCCAACGCAGGUCUACCCUGAGUCCCAACGAAGGUCUCCCCUGAGCCCAAACGAAGGUCUCCCCUGAGCCCCAACCUGGUCUCCCCUGAGCCCUAACGCAGGUCCCCCCUGAGCCCCAACGCAGGUCCCCCCUGAGCCCCAACGCAGGUCCCCCCUGAGCCCCAACGCAGGUCCCCCCUGAGCCCCAACGCAGGUCCCCCCUGAGCCCCAACGCAGGUCCCCCCUGAGCCCCAACGCAGGUCCCCCCUGAGCCCCAACCCGGUCUCCCCUGAGCCCCAACCCGGUCUCCCCUGAGCCCCAACCCGGUCUCCCCUGAGCCCCAACGCAGGUCUCCUCUGAGCCCAACCCUGGUCACACCCGAGCCCCAUCCUGAUCUCCUCUGAGCCCCCCCACAGACUCAGAAUAAAGUCCAACAGAAGAUGGUUUCCUCUGAAGAUAACAUGAGGGAUAGAUGUGUGCUUGUCAGGCCCGCCUCUCGGUUCCCCUUCAAAGUGCACCAGAUAGAUCUGGAAGUUAAAGCCUAGAAUCCAUUUCUCCCGGGGGGCCUGGCACCAGACCCUGCUAAUGGACAGGCGGUCGCCCUCCACGCCACUAUUACCCAUAAUCCUGUGGGACAGCUGCCGGGGGCCAGUCCUAAUGAUCUAAUGGAACUAAGUUUGGUCAGCCAGAUCAGAACCCAAUAUGGUUCAGGGUUUUUAUCUUCUGUCAGUUUAGAGGCCAGUCUAGUAUCAAAAAUAAUUCCAUUAUGUUAUUAUUCCUACUUGAUUUGAAAAUCCACUUCUGUUUUAAACAGUUUCAAGGAUUUGAGUCCCGCCUUCUCUCUAAACCCGCCUUCUGAAUAAGCCAAAGGUCUUCAAGUUUAAACGCGCAUCUCCUGAUGAUCUGAAUCGGGUUAUCCUCUCCGAACUGAUUCCUCAGAACCCCGGUCAGCAAACACUGCAUAGAGAGUAGAGAGUAGGAUGGUCGUCUGGACUGCUUAGUCGUCCCUUCCAUGUUCCCAAGAGCGAGAAGUCCAUUAUAGCUGCCUUAGGAGUCACUAGAGCCACUAUGGUUUAUCAAGAUGUGUGACAUAGUCUUACACACCCCUUCCUUGUGCCUGUUCCAGUUAACCUGUAUUCCACGUUGUGAACAGAAGAUGAGCAAUUACUGUUAUAUGAAUGCACCUUCCAAAUAAUUUUAUUUUUGUCAAUGCUGUUCUGAUCUUGAAUCACAACGAAGAAAUGUUGUCUGUACCAAAAAGGAGUAGGGGAAAUCGAAAAAGAAAACGAAAAAAAAGUCCAACUUGUGCGACGUCUUUACUUAAUCAAGUGGUUUAUUUGUUGUGGAUUUAUAUUCCUCUUCUUAGCAUGGAAUUCUGAGAGCAUCUGGGAACUAUUAAUCACAGCACAGAUAAUUUGUAUGGUUUUAAAUGGAUUUAUGUAAUAUAAAAGAAAAUAUUUAAUUGUAAUAAAUAAUAUAUGAGUUUGAAAGAAA